Thalassophryne amazonica is the source of this 2234-nucleotide messenger RNA. RefSeq lists its product as uncharacterized. The coding region runs from base 95 to 1972 and encodes 625 amino acids. The record is from RefSeq and is a predicted model, not a curated record. The transcript has 14 exons. Lineage: Eukaryota; Metazoa; Chordata; Actinopteri; Batrachoidiformes; Batrachoididae.
UGUAUAUAAGAGCUGAUGUUUGUUUUGUCCAACAUCUCCACACAGGACGUCCCAAGAACUUCUGCACCAGGUCACCUUCUGAAUCAUCUCCAGCAUGAAGACCCUGACUUAUGUGUGUCUGCUGAUUUGUGUCAUGAUGACUCUGAGUGGAGCUGCUGAUCUUCCAGAAGGAGAGCAGCUAAAAGAACUUCAAAAGGAGGUCCGAGUCAAGAGGUCAUCAUCUUGUCCCAGUGGUUGGUAUAAGAUCAGUGGUCGCUGUUUCCGUUAUGUCCCUCGGGCCAUGACCUGGGCUCGAGCAGAGAGAAACUGUUUGCACAUGGGUGGACAUCUCACAUCAGUUAACAGUGAUGACGAGUAUCAUGACAUUCAGAACAUGAUCAAAAAGAUCACGUAUCAGAACAGUGAGGCGUGGCUCGGAGGAUCAGACGCUCAGGAAGAGGGGCUCUGGUUUUGGAGUGAUGGAAAGUCUUUCGGGUAUAACAGCUGGUGUCCAGGAGAGCCGAAUAAUCACGGCAAUCAACACUGUUUAGCAAUUAAUCAUUCAGGCCAAAAAUGCUGGGAUGAUCGAAAAUGUGAAGAAAAGCAUCCAUCUGUCUGUGCUAAAACCUACAAACGAUUUAGGGGUCUGAUCAGCCAGCUGAACCAGCCGAGCAUCCUCUGUCACUUGUUUUGCCGGACACCAACAGUAGUGGGGGUGGAGCUUGGCAAAAGAGAAAUGAACGCAGGUCCAAGCCUGACAGAGAGGAACCCCAGCAGCCGGUUGCGGAGGCAGCUGAACCUCCAUCGAGGCUAUCACUUGGGCCAGAAGCAGCACUGUGCUUCCCAGCAGGAGGCAGCACUGUGCUUCCCGGUGGGGCUAUCCAUAAAUGCUGGGAAGGGGGAAGUGGGGUGUGUUAACCCAUAUGCUUUGUCUGACAGAAAUGAUAUCAAUGGGGAGCUGUCUGCUUCUACAUCAGAGGACGUCUCCGGGGAACUGUCUGCACCCACAGCUGAUGUCAACAGGGAGCCUCCUGCCCCCGCGACCGAGGACGUCAAUGGGGAGCCUCUGGUCUCUGCUCCCAAAGACAUCGGUGGGGUGGGGCUGGAAGUCCCCAUUCCUCUCACAGUGAAGAACACUGGUGGGCCAUGUGGCUGCCCUGCUGACUCAGGAGUUCAGAGAGUCACAUGGUGCACUUCUGCCCCCAUCGUGAUGAGCCAGUCUCCUUUCAUGGUGCACCUUUCCUGUCAGUCAAGGAAUCAACCUCCUGUCUCUCCAACGAACUCCUGCCAGCCAUGGAGCUGGACCUCCAUCUCUCCAGUGGCCUCCAGUCAGUCCUCUACCCGAACACCUUUAUGUCAGGUCCUUCAGUCAUCUGGGGCCAAUCUGGGCUUGGGCAUCGGCUAUAUACCUGGCCAGCUGUCAGCGCCCACCUUCGUUGGUGGCCAGAUGUUUCAGCCUUUUCGUCAUCAUGUUUUGGGUACCCCUAUCUUUCAGGACAGUUCUCAGUGGUUUUGCGAUCUUCCAGAAGGAGAGCAGCUAAACGAACCUCAAGAGGAGGUCCGAGUCAAGAGGUCAUCAUCUUGUCCCCGUGGUUGGUCAGAGAUCAGUGGUCACUGUUUCAGCUAUGUCGCUAAGCCCUUGACCUGGAAAAAUGCAGAGAGGAACUGUAUGUCCAUGGGUGGACAUCUCGCAUCAGUCCACAGCUAUGCCGAGUAUCUUGACAUUCAGAACUUGAUCAUCAAGGUCACACGACAGCCCAGUCAGCCGUGGCUCGGAGGAUCGGAAACAUACGAAGAGGGACACUGGCUUUGGAGUGAUGGAACACCUUUCGGGUAUAACAACUGGUGUCCAGGAGAGCCGAAUAAUGGUGUGUUUUUUUCUCAGUACAGUCAGGACUGUUUGCAAAUGAAUCAUUCAGCUCAAAAAUGCUGGGAUGAUGACCACUGUUUCCACAUUCGUCCGUCCAUCUGUGCUAAACCCCCAACUGAUUAGUUGGUCUGAUCUGAGUUGUGAAGCUUCAUGUGUUUGUGUCGUAUGUUGGGUGGAGGCUCCAUAUGUCAUGACACAUCUUUAUUUCUUUGCUGUAUCUGUAACGCUGCUUCAGGGAGGAAAAGACACGUUAGCCUGAGCUGGAUGCAAAGGCUGGGAUGAAAUGGGCACAUGGAAUGGUUACGAAAAGACGCUUUUACUGCAAACUUUACGCUGAAAUGUGAAAUUUAUAACACAAAUUAAAAAGCUUUAAACAUUGAAAAAA